AUGAGGAACUGUAACAGGCUAGAGAAGGCCUAUAGAGCUACAGCAACAGGAGAUAUGAUCAUUGGAGGGGUGUUUCCCAUCCAUGAGGCAGUAGAGGAAUCCCACAACCUCUCAGCACCCUAUGAAUCACAGUGUCACAGGUUCCACACGAACGGGUUCACCCAGGCAUUGGCUAUGAUCCACGCUGUAGAGUCGGCCAACAGAUUCUCUGUCUUAACUACACUAGGGAUCACUCUGGGGUACCAUAUCCACGACUCCUGCUCUGAUGUCACCACCGCUCUGAGGGCCUCAGCUGACUUCAUACAGCCAACCACGGACUGUAGGAGAGGGGCCAACACCUCUACCUGUCCCCCGCCUAUCAUGGCCGUAAUAGGGGCCUCUUCCUCUGAGAUUUCCAUCGCUGUUGCCCGGCAACUCAACCUGGAGCGCAUUCCUCAGGUUAGCAAUUCACAAUCCACUUCAUCGUCCGCCUCCACCAUCUUUUCGAAUCUAUCAUACCCUGGCCUUGGCUAUGAUGUAACCCUGUGGAAGUCUGUGAGAGGGGUCAUCAACGUCAAUGACAUUAUAGCUGAGUACCAUCCAAUCAACAACAGCUUCAGCUACACCAGUGGACACACCAAAAAUCUAACUGACCUGACGGAUGUGGUGUCUGUGUGCUCAGCUAGCUGUGAACCUGGGAAGUUCAAGAAGACUGCUGAGGGUCAGCACACCUGCUGCUAUGAAUGUAUCAACUGCACUGAGAACAACUACACCAACAACACUGACAUGGACCAGUGUCUGUCUUGUGACACAAAGAGAGAGUGGUCCUUGGAAGGGAGCUUUGGGUGUACCCAUAAAACCCUGGAGUUCUUCUCCUGGCAGGAUGGCUUUGCGGUGGUGCUGCUGGCGCUGGUGGCCCUGGGCAUCAUCCUGGUUCUCCUGGUGGGGGCGCUCUUCCUACACCACCACCAGACCCCCGUGGUGAAGGCUGCCGGGGGGCCUCUCUCCCAGCUCAUCCUGCUCUCCCUAGUGGGAAGUUUUGUUGGCGCUGUGUUCUUCGUAGGUCAUCCCAGCAGCCUCCAGUGUAAGGUGCGUCAGGUGCUGUUUGGCCUCAGUUUCACCCUGUGUGUUUCCUGCAUCCUGGUCAAGUCCCUGAAGAUCCUGCUGGCCUUCCAGCUCAAGCCUGACCUGAAGGACAUUCUCCGCCGCCUCUACCAACCCUACGCCAUCAUUUGUCUCUGUGUGGCCCUACAGGUUCUCACCUGCACCCUGUGGCUGGUCCUGCAGAGCCCCCGGGAGAAGGCCACCGUCUUCGCCACCACUGUGCUGGCCGAGUGUGACGAGGGCUCCUACGUUGCGUUUGGUGUGAUGCUGGGCUACAUUGCUGUCUUGGCGCUCGUCUGUUUCGCCUGCGCGUUUAAAGGCCGCAAGCUGCCACAGAAGUUCAACGAUGCCAGGUUCAUCACCUUCAGCAUGCUCAUCUACCUCAUGUCCUGGGUGAUCUUCGUGCCCGUCUAUGUGACCACCUCAGGGAAGUACCUGCCAGCGGUGGAGAUGGUGGUCAUCCUCAUUUUCAACUACGCCGUCCUUAGCUGUCAUUUCUUCCCCAAGUGCUACGUCAUCCUCUUCAAGAAGGAGCACAACACCAAGAAUGCCUUCAUGAAGAACGUGUAUGAGUAUUCCAGAAAGGGCAUUUCUGACUCUAGUGCAGUCUCUGAGACUUCAGUCUCUCAGACAGAAGGGAAGUGCACCAGUCACCCUUACUCCAUCAGUUCACGUUCUUUCUUCAUGUCUCCUCCACCAAUAGAACCCACAGCAUCUCAGAACAGCUGGUCCAUUAGCCAGAACAUUGACACUGCCACCCAGUGCACCGUAGUAGACCAUGGAGUGUUUGUCACAGGUCAGCUGACCCGACCAUACCAUCUGAGGAGAUGCAUGAGCCUAUGA
Messenger RNA from Coregonus clupeaformis (lake whitefish), 1926 nucleotides. Its product is annotated as G-protein coupled receptor family C group 6 member A-like. The record is from RefSeq and is a predicted model, not a curated record. Bases 1 to 1926 code for a protein of 641 amino acids. Gene Ontology annotation, biological process: G protein-coupled receptor signaling pathway. Lineage: Eukaryota; Metazoa; Chordata; Actinopteri; Salmoniformes; Salmonidae. Gene Ontology annotation, cellular component: membrane. The transcript has 8 exons. Gene Ontology annotation, molecular function: G protein-coupled receptor activity.